UGAGUAGCACGUAGGUUUUACACUGUGAGGCAUUACAGAGCUGCAUCACCCUGCAAAGAGAAGGCGUUUUUAAAUGUUUACGCGUUUCAUACUUAAUAAAACCAUGUCUAUUUAAAGGUUUUGUUUAAAAAAAAAACAGACAUUUUGUUGGCUGGUUAUUUCUGAGCAGGACGAACAUCAUCUUUGACGUUAGCAGACGGAGCUCGCGAGCUACUGGAGGAGGACCCAGUUCCUGCACGCUUCUGAACACAAUGGUUGGUCAAUGCCUAAUUAACCCCACCUGCUCCUAGCUCCGCUGCAUUCUGAUUGAACAGCUUCUGUGAAGCGAGCCUCCCAUCGCCAUAGGUGCCAUGACUUAGAAAUACCGCUCAGUCAAAGAUGGAGAAAAAGAAAAUGUGUCCCCGCUUGCUGGACUACCUGGUGGUAGUUGGAGCCAGGCAGCCAUGUAGUGACAGUGUGGCUCAGACGCCACAGCUUCUGAGACGCUAUCCACUGGAGGACCAUUCUGACUUCCUCCUCCCGCCAGACGUCGUGUUUUUCUGCCAGCCGGAGGGCUGUCUGAGCGUCCGGCAGCACCGGGUCAGCCUGCGCGACGACUCCUCCUUCGUCUUCACACUGACUGAUAAGGACUCUGGCGUAACGCGCUACGGCAUCUGCCUCAACUUCUACCGCUCCUUUCAGCGAGGUCACCAUCGUCCACGCCCAGAAAGUAAAGAAAAGCCUCCACACACAGACCCAGCAGUUGAGGCCACCGAGAAGUGCGAUCCCUCCACCUUGUCUUUCUCGGGCGACCACGCAGCCCAGCCGACUGGCGAUGGUGUGCCAGUGCCGUGCGAGCCAGGCGAAGGAAAGUCGCCGCGUCCCAAACGCACCAGCAGGGCCUCGACGCGAAAUCGCAACAGUAUGCUCACGUCGUUGUGCGUGCUGAGCCACUACCCGUUCUUCUCCACCUUCAGAGAGUGUCUGUACAUACUUAAACGCAUGGUGGACUGCUGCAGCCAGCGACUUAACCAGAGAAUGGGCAUCACCAAGGGCGUUCAGCGUGACACCAUGUGGCGUGUGCUGGCUGGUGCUCUCUCGGUGGAGGAAAAGGGCUCUCAACUGCUCCAUGACCUCAGAGAAAUUGAGUCCUGGGUGUAUAGGCUCCUGCGGUCACCCAUGCCCGUAGCAGGUACACGGCGCGUGGACGUGGAGGUGCUGCCGCCGGAGCUGCAACCGGCUCUUACGUUCGCCCUGCCUGACUCGUCCCGCUUUUGCCUGGUGGACUUUCCGUUGCAUCUGCCUCUGGAGCUGCUGGGGGUGGACGCCUGCUUACAGGUUCUCAGCUGUAUCCUGCUCGAACACAAGGUGGUUCUGCAGUCACGAGAUUACAACGCCCUCUCUAUGAGUGUGAUGGCAUUUGUAGCCAUGAUUUACCCCCUGGAAUACAUGUUCCCUGUCAUCCCUCUGCUGCCCACGUGUAUGGCUUCAGCCGAACAGCUCCUGCUAGCUCCCACUCCAUACAUCAUUGGCGUACCCGCCAGCUUCUUUCUAUAUAAGUCAGACUUUAAGAUGCCUGAUGAUGUUUGGCUGGUGGAUUUAGACUGCAGCAAGGUCGUCGCUCCUAACAAUGCAGAAACAUUGCCACCUCUACCGGAACCAGAAGCCGUGGAGCUUAAGAAACAUCUGAAGCAGGCCCUGGCCAGUAUGAGUCUGAACACUCAGCCCAUUUUAAACUUCGAAAAGUUUCAGGAGGGUCAGGAUCUGCCUCUGUUGCCGCCGGCCAGGGAUAAGUCGUCCCCGUCCUCCACUGAGUUUAACCCUCUCAUCUACGGAAAUGACGUAGACUCUGUGGAUGUGGCAACAAGGGUGGCCAUGGUGAGGUUCUUCAACUCUCCGAACGUACUGCACGGUUUCCAGAUGCACACGCGCACUCUGCGGCUGUUCCCGCGGCCCGUCGUCGCCUUCCAGGCCACGUCCUUUCUGGCUUCCCGGCCACGCCGCAGCAGCUUCGCCGAAAAGCUUUCGCACACGCAGGCUGUCGAGUAUUACGGAGAAUGGGCGCUCAACCCUACAAACCUGGCCUUCCAGAGAAUCCAUAACAAUGUGUACGACCCGUCUCUGAUAGGCGACAAGCCGAAAUGGUACGCUCAUCAGCUGCAGCCUGUGUUUUAUCGCGUCUAUGACGGGAACUCGCAGCUCGCCGAGGCCAUCAGCGGACCGCCAGAGGACAAUGCGAAUGAUUCGGAUCCCACAGAUGACAGUGGCAGUGACAGCGAGGCGUACGACGACUCCAGCUCCUCCUACUCCUCGCUGGGUGAUUUUGUGAAUGAGAUGAUCAAAGGGGACAUACAAGGCGACACACCAAACGUGGAUCCCCUGACUCAUGCAGCAUUGGAGGAUGCUAAUGAGGUGGAGAUUCAUGAAUUCCAAGAGUACAAGGGUGAGGGGGUGGAGCAUGGGCCUGAAGCAGAGCCUCCUACUGAGAACACAGACAAUCAACCACUUCGCUCCAGCUCCAGCACCACAGCCAGCUCCAGCCCCAGCACGGUCAUCCAGGGAGCAAAUCAUGAACAGACGGAGCCUGUUGAGAUGGAGGCGUCAGUUAGCGUGGCUCAACAGAACAAAGUCCCUGGAAUAUCUCUCCGGGCAUUCGCUAAAUCGGCCCCAGAGCCCACCCCUGCAGACUCGGUGAAUAAGAAACGAGAGUACGAUAACCCAUAUUUCGAACCCCAGUACGGGUUCCCUGCUGAAGAGGAGGCCGACAGCGAGGAGCAAGAAGAGAGCUACACACCACGCUUCAAUCAGAACGUCAAUGGAAACAAGCCAUCUCGUCCAUUAAGGCCCAGCAGCCUGAAGCUACCUGGUGAGUCUGACGGUGAGGGAGACUCUAAGAACAGCUCACCCAACUCUACCAUCUCAAAUAACAGCAAUGAUGGCUUCGGAGGACUCAUGUCUUUUGCCAGUAACUUAUAUAAGAACCACGGUACCAGCUUCAGUCUGUCCAGUCUGGCUCUGCCUAACAAAGCAGCCCGAGAGAAGAACACACCUUUUCCCAGUCUUAAAGUAUUUGGGCUAAAUUCUCUAAUGGAGAUUAUAACCGAGGUCGGCCCGGGGAGCGGAGAAGGUGCCCGUGCUCCUCGUGCGCUGGUCGAUCAGAAGUCCUCGGUGAUCAAACACAGUCCGACUGUAAAAAGAGAGCCACCUUCGCCCCAAGGUCGAGCCAACAAUACCAGCGAGAACCAGGUGUUCCUAAAGGAGGUGGUACAGAGCGUCCUGGAGGGUCAGGGAGUCGGCUGGCUCAACAUGAAGAAAGUGCGCCGCCUGCUGGAGAACGAGCAGCUGCGGGUCUUCAUGCUGAGCAAGCUCAACCGCGCCGUCCAGUCAGAAGAGGACGCUCGGCAAGAGGUCAUCAGGGAUGUGGAGAUUAACAGGAAGGUGUAUAAAGGCAUGCUGGACUUGCUGAAGUGCACCGUUUCCAGUCUGGAACACUCCUACACUAAUGCAGGCUUGGGUGGCAUGGCUAGCGUGUUUAGUCUGUUAGAGAUAGCACGCACUCACUACCAAACCAAAGAGCCAGAGAAACGCAAGCGGAGUCCCACCGACGGGGCGAGCAGUCCGGGCAGCAAGGAGAGCCCCUCCGUCCGCAUGGAGAGCGCCAGGGCGGCGGGCGUGCUCCUGAUGCCCAGGAUUCAGCUGCAGCCUCCUCCCGCUGGGAAAGGGGGGCACCAGUUUGACACCCGGAGUCUGAACGAAGAGAAUUUUAUUGCUUCUAUUGAAUUGUGGAGCAAGCACCAGGAUAACAGAAAGCAAAAAGCUUUGGAAAAAGAACAGAGGGCAGAUGGAGCAAAGCAGCGUCCAGAAGGGGGUGACACAGAGGAGAAAAAGUCUCAGAUCAGUGCAGACAGUGGGCUCAGCGUGACAUCAGGAUCUCAGAAAAGCGAUACAGAGUCGGUGGCGAGUUCCGAGCCUCCGGUUUUGACGAGGAGCACCAGUCAGGACUCUGAAGCCAGCACAGUGGUGAGUAACAGCUCAGGUGAGACUCUGGGAGCUGACAGCGACCUGAGCAGUGUAGCCGGAGACGGACUGGCCGGUCGCCCCUCUCCUCACCUGGCCGCGUCCCGCUCCACUCUGUCAGACAGCGAGAUAGAGACCAACCCUGCCACCAGCUCUGUGUUUGGAAAAACCCAUAAACUGAAGCCAGGCUUGAAGGAACCUGUCGGUGGUGCGCCUAAGGGGGUUCCUAUCCUGCCUCCUGAAGAUGUCAGCAUGAGGAUCUACCUGUGCGAGGGACUUCUGGGGAGGGAUAAGAGCUCGGUGUGGGAUCAGCUGGAGGAUGCUGCCAUGGAAACCUUCUCUCUGAGUAAGGAACGCUCUACUCUGUGGGACCAGCUACAGUUUUGGGAGGAUGCCUUUUUGGAUGCUGUAAUGCUCGAAAGAGAGGGAAUGGGUAUGGACCAAGGACCACAGGAAAUGAUUGACCGGUACCUUUCACUGGGUGAACAUGACCGUAAGAGACUGGAGGACGAUGAGGACAGACUGCUGGCCAAUCUGUUACACAACAUGACAGCCUACAUGCUAAUGAUGAAGGUUAAUAAGAAUGACAUCAAGAAGAAGGUGCGUCGCCUGAUGGGGAAGUCGCACAUUGGCUUGACAUACAGUCAGGAGGUCAACGAGCUCCUAGACCGGCUUUCACAAAUGAAUGGAAGGGAGCUUUCCAUAAGACCGAGCGGCAGCCGGCACAUAAAGAAGCAGACUUUUGUGGUGCAUGCGGGAACUGAUACCACAGGCGACAUAUUCUUCAUGGAGGUGUGUGAUGACUGCAUUGUACUGCGCAGCAACAUCGGGACGGUGUAUGAACGCUGGUGGUACGAGAAGCUGAUCAAUAUGACCUACUGCCCCAAGACCAAAGUGCUGUGUCUGUGGAGAAGAAAUGGACAGGAGACUCAGCUCAACAAGUUCUACACCAAGAAGUGUCGAGAACUGUACUACUGUGUGAAAGACAGCAUGGAACGUGCAGCGGCACGACAACAAAGCAUCAAACCAGGUCCAGAACUAGGAGGAGAGUUCCCAGUGCAGGAUAUGAAGACAGGUGAAGGAGGUCUGCUCCAGGUCACUCUCGAAGGAAUCAAUUUAAAGUUCAUGCACAGCCAGGUUUUCAUAGAGCUGAAUCACAUUAAAAAGUGCAAUACAGUGAAGGGAGUCUUUGUCCUGGAGGAAUUUGUUCCUGAAACUAAAGAAGUGGUGAUCCAUAGGUACAAAACUCCCAUGGCACAUCAGAUCUGUUACUCUGUGCUCUGUCUCUUCUCCUACAUGGCUGCAGUGAAAGGAAAGGAGACAGAGGGCAAACCCAGGAUGCCGUCUCCUCGUCCACUACCCAGCUAGUGCACACUGUACUGCCCGCUGUACUUUACUGUAUACUGGCUGUGUCUUAAACCCCCGUGAAUGAAUCUGCAGCUUGUCCGCGCAGCCUGGCCAUCUGCUGUUUUACAGCCGUCUUGAGCUUGUAGCUCGCUCUGCUCUUCUGGACAAUAUUCCUUACACUCUUCCGUCCACUGAAAGUAUUUAAAUCACUUCAUAGAUCAGUAAAUAUUACAAAUCCAGAUUCUCUUUGUGCAAACUGUACUUUAUGUCCCAAGAGUGUGUAGAGCGCCACAUUACGCAUACAGACUUUCCUCUAUUCAUGUAAGCAUGCACAGGGUAAAUCCUUUGAUUUUAUUCAUCUACUACACCUACAGUAGUUUUCUCAACUGUCUCCUGGUGUAGGUCAUACCCAUUGUUAUUGUGCUUACCUAAUGAUUUAACCAUUCCUACAGUACUUUACCUCAACUCUUAUUCAUCCAGCCAUGGGCAGUGUAAUCGUUUCCUUGACUUCUGUUGGUCCAGCCAUGCCAACCUUAGUUUUUCAGCUAUUCACCUAACCAUGAAUAGAAGUAUUGCCCCCUAACCAUGGGCAAUAAUGCUGGUCCUACACACUAUUGUUCAAUCACAAACACAGUAGUUUUAUUAGUCUCAAUUGCUAAUCUUGCCAUGUCUACACAGUAACACCCUUGACUUGAACUCCUGUUGGUUUAAAAGACCAACAAACAUUGUAUUAUUAUUAUUAAUAUUCAACUACAAAGGCCCACAGUAGAUAGUAGGUUUGCCUUCUAGACUUCUAUUGAUCUAACCAUGCUUACUGUAAUUAAUCUAACAUGGCUAAUGUCUUCUCCUCGACUAUUCACAUCCAGAGUAGACUGUCGUAUACUGUCGUUUUCUCAUUACCAAACGAGCCAGAAAUCCGCUUCAUAUCCGCUUCAUAUUCGCAUCUCUUGCAUGUGAUUGGAGGAUCCGCUGGCUUAGCCGAAUGAGCCGUCUUGACCCAUGCUCACGUCUCCGAAUCCAUAGACUGUAAGAAUAGUCCUGUGUACUCAGUGGUAACGUAUCUCUGGUCCGUCCUGUCCGUUGUUGAUAAGAUGUUCGGGUGAGUGUGCACUGCCUUAGCAGGUGACUAUGGCGUGCUACCAACGUAAUGUCUCAUUGAGCCUGUACUGCUGUUCUGCUGUAAGUAGUCCAAGGUGUGUGUAACUUUAGCUUUUACCCUUGAGCCUACUGUACUAGUUUACUGUAAAGCCUUGUCUGUGAACAGCUGUGAAUUGCAUGUUGCUGUAAAAAAAAAAAACAAGGGGGUCGGGGGGAUACGUAAUAAUGAAUAAUGAAGAAAAAAAAUUCUAUGCUGUACAUUUCACUUGAGCAAUGUUGAACGUUCUAAAACAAACCGUGGUUUGUUGAGUAGAUGUGCAAUACUGUAGUGGGUGUGAAGAACAAGCCGUCGAACUGUUCUCUGCUGUCCCCUGCGCGAAAGUAAAAGCCGACCGCGCACGUUUUCAAACGCAUUUCGCAACUAGAGGUGUUAAUAGGUGUUAGGAACCUGAAGCAGCUGUGUUUGGAGAUCUCUUGCAUUCAGAUGUGGGUCGUCUUCGUGCUGCGUCGUCUUGUCAAAUCGGUCAGAGGGAACUGAUAAAUUUAAUGGAGAAAUAUUUGAACAGUCCCUUCCUAGGUUGUGUACGUUAUGCUGUCUUCACUAAACGUUUUAUUGAUCUUACCUGGUGUUUGGAUUUUAAACAGGUAUAUUUUCAAGUGUUUUUUGUAUGUAGCUUGUCCGUCUGCUUUACCAGCUAUUAUUUUAAUGGCCCACUGUCUGUAGAUGUAAAUAGCACAAAAUUUAUUCAGCAGGUCUCCAAAGACAGAUGUUUUAAUGUGAAUGCUGAGUGACUGCAAGAACCAGACACUGUAGCAUUCAAGUUUAUCUGAUCGUUUUUUUUCUGUAUGUCUACUGAUGUGAAUGAGAGGAAUAAGGGGACAGACACAAUGGGUGUAAAUAUUUCAGUGUUUAAAAAGUAUUUAUAGAACCUGUACAGCUUUGGCAAUAUGACAAUAAAAGAUGUCCAACCCA
Molecule: messenger RNA, 7414 nt
Organism: Trichomycterus rosablanca
Lineage: Eukaryota; Metazoa; Chordata; Actinopteri; Siluriformes; Trichomycteridae
Gene: madd
Product: MAP-kinase activating death domain
Exons: 37
Coding region: 379-5364 (1661 amino acids)
Biological process (GO): regulation of apoptotic process; regulation of Rab protein signal transduction
Cellular component (GO): cytosol
Molecular function (GO): guanyl-nucleotide exchange factor activity
Source: RefSeq, a predicted model, not a curated record